Messenger RNA from Rotaria sordida, 927 nucleotides. Lineage: Eukaryota; Metazoa; Rotifera; Eurotatoria; Philodinida; Philodinidae. The record is from the annotation of a GenBank genome assembly.
AUGAUUCAACCAAUUCAACAACUUCGAAUUAUUGCAGAACCGAAGGCAUUCUAUCGUGAGCGAUAUGGAAGUGAACUAAAUAAAUCUGAAAAUGUAGCUAAACGUUAUAUUCGUGCUGAAGAUAAAAAUCAGUUCAAGCUCGAAUAUCCAACUAUAGAGAUAUCAGGAGCAUGUUUUCUCCUUACUCACAAGAAGUUACUACAAAAGGAGCUCAGAUCACAUAGCCCUUUCCGCAUUAUCGACUCUAAUCAACGACAUAUUCCUUGUAUUGCGCAUAAACAGCGCAGCAAACAAUUAAUUAAAUUAUAUCAAUUGUGGAAAUCGCAACUUGUUUUCUCUUUAGCCAAACGCGUUGAUAAUAAUGUAUUUAAUAUAUUCCCUGGCACGUCGGUAUUAUCACAAGUGAUGAUGGAUGAAAUGAAUCAAAAAAGGCACGGAAUUACUGCUGCUUCAGCCGUCGCGACAAAUGAGCAAGAUGUAAAAUUUGCCACAUGUGCACCAGAAAUAGGUAAUUGGGCAGGUGGCGACAAUGUUUUGAUGGUUCUUACUAAACUCGACCGGAAAAAAGCACUUCAUAUAUAUUUUGAUUAUGUGGAAUUGAAUCAGAAAAAGAAUAUUCGAUACGAGUUCGUCGAUAUGAAGACGAUUGUCUUCCAGACACCAGCAUGUUUGAUGGUGCCUAAUGGCCAAAAUCGAACUGUUUCAAUCGUUGCCAUGCAAGAUGAAACGAUCAUUGCAAAAUUUAAUUUUCUGUAUCUGGCACCAAGCAUCCUGUCGACAACGAAUGUUUGCUCAUCAUGUCAUUCAAGUAAAUCUUCAGGUGUCGUCCGUUCGACCGCGAGCAACAAACGAUCUUGUUCAAGCUUCGAUGAUUUGUUCGUGGAACAGGAAUAUGAGUGGGAGCAGCUGCGUAACUCAAGGAUCUAG